ACUUAGGGGAAGCUCGGCCGCGCUCCUGACCUGCGACCUGACCGGCUGGGACCAUGGGGUGCUGCCCGGGAGACUGCUUCAACUGCUGCUCCCAGGAACAAGACUGCUGUGAGGAGUGUUGCUGCCAGCAGGGCUGCUGUGGUUGUUGUGGCUCUUGCUGUGGCUCCUGCUGUGGCUGUGGAGGCUCUGGCUGCGGAGGCUCUGGCUGCGGAGGCUCUGGCUGCGGAUCUGGCUGCUGCGGGUCUGGCUGCGGGUCUAGCUGCUGUGGAUCUGGCUGUGGGGGCUGCGGAGGCUGUGGAAGCUGCGGAAGCUGCGGAGGCUGCGGGGGCUGCGGAGGCAGUUGCUGUGGCUCGGGCUGCUGUGGCUCCGGAUGCUGUGGUCCAGUGUGCUGUCAGCCCACACCUGUUUGUGAAACGAAAUGAAGACCCUCCCCUCUAUAUCUGAGGCAGUGUUGGGGACAGCCUUGGCCUAUUCAGAUGGAGACCUCCUCAUCUCCUGACUCCUUCAUACCUCCGAGACCUACCUGCCUCUUAUGCUCUUUCUGAGAGGAGAGCUUGUCCUGGUGUGUAAGGCACUCAGGACCAAAGAGCCAUUUCCUGGCAGAAAAUUAAAGCCGAGUUCCAA
This is a messenger RNA of Myodes glareolus (Bank vole), 624 nucleotides long. RefSeq names its product keratin associated protein 17-1 (gene Krtap17-1). NCBI's taxonomy places the organism in Eukaryota, Metazoa, Chordata, Mammalia, Rodentia, Cricetidae. The record is from RefSeq and is a predicted model, not a curated record.